AUGUCUCCUCUUGUUUCACUCUUCCUCCUACACAUAGUAACCGCGUUCGCCACCCAACUCCACCCCGGUUAUUACUUGGGAACGUGCCCAAAAGCCGAAAUCAUAGUCCGAGAUGUCAUGAAGAAGGCUUUCACCAGAGAUCCCCGGAGUCUUGCUUCAAUCAUGCGCUUCCAAUUCCAUGAUUGCUUUGUUAAUGGUUGUGACGCUUCUUUGUUACUUGAUGACACACCGACCAUGCUAGGAGAAAAACUCAGCCUCUCAAAUAUAAAUUCACUAAGAUCUUAUGAAGUUAUUGAUGAAGCCAAGGCAGCCUUGGAGAAGGCCUGUCCCGGAAUUGUUUCUUGCGCUGAUGUCAUAAUCAUGGCUUCUAGAGAUGCUGUUGCCCUGACUGGAGGACCAGAUUGGCAAGUGAAGUUAGGAAGAUUGGAUAGCUUGACAGCAAGCCAAGAAGCCUCAGAUAAUGUCAUGCCAAGUCCAACAUCCAAUGCAACUUUCCUCAUAGACCUCUUUGGCAAAUUCAAUCUCUCUGUCAAAGACCUUGUUGCCCUUUCGGGCUCACACUCCAUUGGCAAAGCUCGGUGCUUCUCCGUCAUGUCUCGGCUGUACAACCAAUCCGGCACAGGGCGGCCAGACCCUGCUUUUGAACCAAAGUUUAGAGAAAAGCUAAACAAGCUUUGUCCCUUAGAUGUGGACCAAAACGUUACCGUAGGACUUGAUGCUUCACCUGUUGUGUUUGAUAACCAGUACUUCAAGGACUUGGUUUCAGGGAGAGGGUUUCUGAAUUCGGAUCAAACACUUUGUACAUUUCCACAGACUAGAGGACUUGUGAAGCAGUUCAGCAUUAACCAAGGAGUAUUUUUUAAGGCCUUUGUGGAGGGAAUGUUAAAGAUGGGUGACUUGAAGGUGGAUCAGCCUGGGGAGGUGAGAAAGAAUUGCAGGGUGGUUAAUUAUUAG
Prunus dulcis (almond) is the source of this 954-nucleotide messenger RNA. RefSeq names its product peroxidase 17-like. The record is from RefSeq and is a predicted model, not a curated record. Gene Ontology annotation, biological process: response to oxidative stress; hydrogen peroxide catabolic process. The transcript has 3 exons. Gene Ontology annotation, molecular function: peroxidase activity; heme binding. Bases 1 to 954 code for a protein of 317 amino acids. NCBI's taxonomy places the organism in Eukaryota, Viridiplantae, Streptophyta, Magnoliopsida, Rosales, Rosaceae.